Pristis pectinata (smalltooth sawfish) is the source of this 531-nucleotide messenger RNA. RefSeq names its product gamma-crystallin M2-like. NCBI's taxonomy places the organism in Eukaryota, Metazoa, Chordata, Chondrichthyes, Rhinopristiformes, Pristidae. Gene Ontology annotation, biological process: visual perception; lens development in camera-type eye. The coding region runs from base 4 to 531 and encodes 175 amino acids. The transcript is spliced from 3 exons. The record is from RefSeq and is a predicted model, not a curated record. Gene Ontology annotation, molecular function: structural constituent of eye lens.
AACAUGGGCAAGAUCAUCUUCUACGAGGACCGGGACUUCCAGGGUCGGCACUACGAGUGCAGCACUGACUGUGCCGACCUCAACUCCUACUUCAGCCGCUGUAACUCCAUCCGUGUGGAUGAUGGCUGCUGGGUGGUGUAUGAGAGACCAAACUACAUGGGAUACCAGUACGUGCUGAGCAGGGGCGAGUAUCCUGACUACCAGCGCUGGAUGGGAUUCAAUGACAACAUCAGGUCCUGCCGCACCUACCCAUGUUCCAGUAGUGGUCCCUACAAGAUAAAGAUAUACGAGAAGCCUGACUUUGGAGGGCAGAUGAUGGAAUCCAUGGAUGACUGUCCCUCCGUCUACGAUCGAUUCCGUUACCAUGACAUCCACUCCUGCCAGGUGAUGGAUGGUUACUGGACCUUCUAUGAACAACCCAACUACAGAGGCCGACAGUACUUCCUGAGACCCGGUGAAUACAGGAAGUUUAGUGACUGGGGAGCAACCUGCUCAAGUAUUGGAUCUUUCCGCCGUGUAAUGGAUUUCUAA